UCCCAAAGAAAGAAUACCAAAGAAGACAUUUAUCAGCUUUAUCACCAUCCUAUAAAAGCUGUGUAUUGCAGCGAAUUUCGGUUCAGUCCUGCAUCUUUCGCGAGUCGUAUAAUUAAAGAAAUUCAGCCGUAAUCAUGAAGUUACUGUGGCUGCUAGGCUUUCUGCUGGCCCUCGUGUCAGUUGCUUUCGGUCAGAGCUGUCCAACCGGAUUCAACCGCCAGGAUAACUUGUGUGUCGCUAAACGACCGGUGAAGGGAGAGUGCCCCAAAGGAUCCACCUUCAACCUAGGCAAGAAUUUGUGUGUGGUUAAAUGAAGUUUUUGGAAGAUAUCGGCGGUUCAGGAUGAGAAAUAAUUUGAUUCUUGUAGAAAUGGUAGUAAAAAAAUUAUGAAAAUCUA
This is a messenger RNA of Topomyia yanbarensis, 397 nucleotides long. RefSeq lists its product as uncharacterized. The coding region runs from base 135 to 314 and encodes 59 amino acids. The record is from RefSeq and is a predicted model, not a curated record. Lineage: Eukaryota; Metazoa; Arthropoda; Insecta; Diptera; Culicidae. The transcript has 2 exons.